Molecule: messenger RNA, 219 nt
Organism: Linum tenue
Lineage: Eukaryota; Viridiplantae; Streptophyta; Magnoliopsida; Malpighiales; Linaceae
Source: the annotation of a GenBank genome assembly
GGAAUUAGACAUGCUUUCUACGACCUGCCCGAGGAGCUAGGGUGGAAGUGGCGAUGGUGCAUACGACAUUUCAAAAGCAAUUACGGGAAGCACUUUGGUAGAACUUAUGGACAACGUGCAGUUUGGCACGCUGCUAUUGCUUUUCAGACUCGAAAGUUUGUAGACAAAAUGAAGAGCAUAAGGGAGGUCCACUCUGAAGGUGCAGAUUGGCUAGAAACU